Messenger RNA from Batrachochytrium dendrobatidis JAM81, 2955 nucleotides. RefSeq lists its product as uncharacterized. Bases 1 to 2955 code for a protein of 984 amino acids. Gene Ontology annotation, biological process: G protein-coupled receptor signaling pathway; gamma-aminobutyric acid signaling pathway. Lineage: Eukaryota; Fungi; Chytridiomycota; Chytridiomycetes; Rhizophydiales. The record is from RefSeq and is a predicted model, not a curated record. Gene Ontology annotation, molecular function: G protein-coupled GABA receptor activity. Gene Ontology annotation, cellular component: G protein-coupled receptor heterodimeric complex; membrane. The transcript has 13 exons.
AUGAAAACGUACACUACAUUGUCCCUGUAUAUUAUGGGCGACUUUGGUGAUCCUGUUAUGGAUAAUCUCGCGUUUGGUGCUCGAAUGGCUGCCUAUGAAAUCAAUAGCAAUAAUGAUAUUCUUCCCGAUGCAACAAUUAGAGUUGGUAACACGUUUCCUCCUCCAUCAAUCUAUCCUGCUAUGGUGUACGACUAUACUAGCGUCGUAUGCACGCAGAAAAAGCAAUAUGCUGUAAUUGGUCCCGGAACGACUGCUAUAGCAAUGCCAGUGUUUCUUACUUGUCCAUCUACACCUGGAUUUAGUGUUGGCGCUGCUGGCGAUCAGCUCAGUGAUAAAACCUUGCAAAUUGCAAUGCCAUACGGUGGUGAUGCAGUAUUUAGAACCGCGGCAAAAAUCAGUAUUCAGACUUAUCCAAAUUAUGGCAUUGAAGUUAGUGCAAGUGUGUUGAUUCCAGAUCCACCUGUUUCAACCAACAACUAUUCAGAUGUAUUGCGGCCAAUUUUUACUUUUUUGCAAUCAACAGAUUUGAGAAUCUUUAAUGUUUUGGCUGGUGCAGAUCAAGUCGCAGAUUGCUUACACAUGGCAAACUUGACUGGACUCCUUGGUCCCAAUUAUGUAUGGACAACUACACAGGCUGGCAUUGAUCCCAGUUAUUUUUCGUCGCGAUGGGGUGGUCUUCAACUUUCACCAUCUUUGCUUAAAUCAGCUAUUGUAUUAUCUGAAGUCAAUGGACCAUUUGCCAACAACCCAAACUAUCUGAAUUUUAUCCCACGAUUCAAAACAUACCUUAGUGGAGUAUUGGCAAGUCCCGAGGUUCAAUUAUAUGGAGGAAUUGAUCCAAAUGCAGCCAGUGAUAGUGUGUCAUAUGGUCCAUUGUAUUUUUAUUCUGAUUUCAACUACACGUGGCCUUCGUCUUUGGUUGCAAUCGGAUAUGAUGGCAUGUAUGCUAUUGCUCGAGCAUGGGAAAAGACAAUCGCGUCGUCUGGACUUGAUGCAAGGGCAUUAUCCAAUGGAACCCUUCAAAACCAAGUCAAACUUGCCGAUAUUCUUUCAAAUGCCCAGAUAAAUACAACACUCAUGUCACCUAUUUUUGGCAGCAGCGGAAAUCUCGUACCACAAACUUACACUUUAAACCAAUAUGAUGGCACUACACUAUUUUCAGCACCAAUAGUUGCGUUAUUAUCUAGCUCAGGAAAUAACGGACUAUACAAUUUUACUGUAAAUCGAGCCAAAUUUUCAUGGGGUGGAAAUCGAUCAUUCAGCGACACUCCAAUUGCAUACACACCAACUGUAGAGAUUUAUGUUCACUGGGAGAGCACUGGUACAAAAGUCAUGAUUGGAAUGGCUAUGGUAGCAUCAGCCUACUGCAUUAUUCUUGCCAUUAUUGUCAUGAUUUACCGUAAAGAACCCUAUGUUAAAUCUUCGUCGCCUUACAUUCUUCUCGUCACUGCGCUUGGAUUGGCAAUCAUUCCCUUGAAUGUAUUUACUGAAAUUGGUGCAUAUCGACCUCUUGCGUGUCAAUUACGGACCUUUCCCACUGUAUUGGGUAUUACUAUUGUGAUGGCAUCCGUAUUUGCCAAAUGCUUGCGUCUCUAUGUAAUUUUCUGUCGUCCCAUGUCAUUAAGUAAUUAUAUAACCAUACUGACAAAAGAAGCCGCGCUGUUUGGAAUAAUGGCUGCGAUUGUAGCAACUAUGCUGGCUGUGCUGAUUGGAUUUAGUUUCGGAGCCUCUUUCCAGAGCACAGAAGUGUACAUUGAUUCCACCAACACAUAUGUAUGGGCAUGCGUGAAUAAAAGCAAUGGGACAACUGUGGGUCUGGUGAUUGUUGGAAUAUUAAUUGUUGCGCUUCUAGUAGCCGUGACAAUCCUCGCUUACUAUAUCCGUGCCAUUCCCGAUCUUUUUAACAACGUUCGAGAAACCAUUCAUUCCAUUUAUAUCAUCACUGUGCUGGCGAUUGUUACUCUCCUUCAAGGUAUCAUGAGCUAUAGUCUUAUUGAAACAGAAUUUUACUCCGAGAAUGGUACAAUUCAGCUUGCAGUGAUAAUUGUUGGAUCUAUUCUUCUUGGCACGCCGCUUCUUCGCCAAAUGACGUCCAAGGCAUUAUUUACUAUCAAACCCUUCAACAGGUCCACAAGGUCUCGCAUGUCGUAUAAUAAUUCAACCAAGAGUUUUAUUGACACCAAGGCAGAAACAUCUACCUUGGGUAAUAUAAUAUUCAAGGGGCAAGUCGAAGCCAAGACUCAUAAACUUGAAAAAAAAUAUGAGGAAGAUAAAACUCGAACUUCCCAGUUGAUUGUCAACAAAAGUACCGCGACUUUGGAAGAGAUUGCGCGUUUGAAGUCUAACCAACAAUCUAUUUUGCGAAACAAGUCUGCUGUGACGCAGAUUGGUCGUAAUCUCAAGCAGUGGAGACGUAUUCGAAUUAUCUUGUUUCUUGAUCCAGCAUAUGCAAUUAGAUGCAGCUUUCAUGCUGACCCAAACAAUGUUUUCUAUCACGGAUUUAGCAACACUGUCAGUGUUAGAUCUAUGAAAGAGACGGAUUAUGGGUUCACCAAUGUAGUGGAGCUUUAUUUUGAAGAUCACAUGGUCGCUAUUCCAUUUGAAGAUGAAUUUAAAAUGAAUUCAUGGACAGACGCCAUCUGCCGUACGGUAAUUUCUCACGAAGAUCCCAAACAGCUUAAAAACAUUGGUCCAGACGAAUAUAUCACAGAUGUUGAAAUUAUACGCCAAAGCAGUUCUGAGCCACCUGAAGCAUCAAAUGAACAAAGUUCAAGAAAAAGAUCAUCUACAAUCAAAUCUCGACACUCCAAAAAGCGAUCUUUUGUACGCCAGCUAUCUGUCAAGGAUUCAAAUAGAUCGAGCAAGCAUGUACCUAGUUCAGUAGAUGCUGCACCCAAAACAGAAUCAAACAGAGCCAGUAUUAUUUCUUCUCAAGCUGAUUCCAAUCGAUUUUAA